Hevea brasiliensis (rubber tree) is the source of this 2911-nucleotide messenger RNA. Its product is annotated as zinc finger protein GAI-ASSOCIATED FACTOR 1. Gene Ontology annotation, molecular function: DNA-binding transcription factor activity. Gene Ontology annotation, cellular component: nucleus. Lineage: Eukaryota; Viridiplantae; Streptophyta; Magnoliopsida; Malpighiales; Euphorbiaceae. The coding region runs from base 609 to 2204 and encodes 531 amino acids. The record is from RefSeq and is a predicted model, not a curated record. The transcript is spliced from 4 exons.
GACCAAAGACCAAAGACAUGGCCUCUCUCUCUCUCUCUCUCUCCAAAAAGCUUUCACACGAAGUCUCUCUGUCUCCCUCAGUUUCUGUUUCUCUGAAUUUUUAUUUCUUAUAUAGCAGCCUUAUUAUAAGACUGUUUCACAUUUCUGAUUUGGAUUUUUUCAGCUUUUGAGAUUCUGGGUAGUUGUUUAUUCAGUAGUUGACCAUUUUUGGAUUGGAGAACAGCUGGCCGGCGAUCAGUUUUCGGGUUACUGGGUUUUGUUUAGUGAUUCCAAGAUGAAAGCUAUAGCUUGCAGUCUCUGGGCUUAAUCAUUGAGUUGCUUUGGUUAAUGUGAGAUUUUUGGGUGGUAGGUGGGUUAAAAAAUUUGCAAAUUGACUGGUAGCUGAGAGAGAGAGAGCUAAAACGAAACCCUAGAAGGAAAAGAGUUACUUUGUGUUCAAAAGUUUUGUUGAAAUUGCAAUUUCCAAGAUAUAAUCUUUUUUUGUCCAGUAGCUUCUUUUAAAUUCUGAGAUAAAUGUCCUUGAUUUUUUCACUUUUCUCAUCUCUUUUGUCCACUAGCUUUUGAUCUACAAUUAUUGUUACUUGUGCGUAGUAGUUUUUUUUUUUUCUAUGUCUACUACUAUGCCGGUCGAUUUGGAUAAUUCCUCUACUGCUUCGGGUGAAGCCAGCGUUUCGUCCUCCGGCAACCAGCCUCCGCCAUCCAAAUCCACCGCCACGGGCAAGAAAAAGCGGAACCUCCCUGGAAUGCCGGAUCCAGAUGCAGAGGUGAUUGCUCUGUCUCCGAAAACCCUUUUGGCUACGAACCGAUUCGUGUGUGAAAUUUGCAAUAAAGGGUUUCAAAGGGACCAGAACUUGCAGCUUCAUCGCCGAGGCCAUAAUCUACCGUGGAAACUGAGACAGAGAUCGAGUAAGGAAGUCAAGAAGAGAGUUUAUGUGUGUCCCGAGCCGACUUGUGUUCACCACGAUCCUUCCAGAGCUCUGGGCGAUCUGACGGGGAUAAAGAAGCACUUCUGCAGGAAGCAUGGUGAGAAGAAGUGGAAAUGCGAUAAGUGUUCGAAGAAGUACGCGGUUCAGUCUGACUGGAAAGCUCACUCGAAGAUUUGCGGCACAAGAGAGUACAAAUGCGAUUGUGGAACUCUGUUUUCAAGGAGGGAUAGCUUCAUCACGCACAGAGCUUUCUGUGAUGCUUUAGCAGAGGAGAGCGCCAGAACACAGACUCGGACUCCAACUCCGGCUUCGAAUCUAGCUGCUGCGAAUCCAAAUCCAGAAGGGAAGCCGAAUUUACAGGUUGAUCCACCUCCAAAGCCGCCGCCGCCACCACCAUCAGUACCUGCAGCUGCAGCACCAGCUUCAGCCCUACCAGCUCUAUCUCAGUCAGCUGGAGUAAUAUCUUCUUCAGUUUCGCCGACUCAUAGCUCAGAGUUGCCAGAUAAUCCCACUCCAAUUAUAGGGGAAGCACAGGCACCAGCACCAGCACCAGCACCAGCAAGUUUAAAUGGAAGCUGUAGCAGUAGCACCAGCUCAUGCAGCAAUGGUAGUUCCAGCAGUAGUGUCUUUGCUAGUUUAUUUGUUUCAUCAACUGCAUCUGGAAGCUUACAGCCUCCUCAAACUCCUGCAUUUACUGACCUAAUUCGGGCCAUGGGUCACCCUGAUCGACCUGCAGAUCUUGGUCCAUCAUCAUCUACUGAACCCAUUUCUCUUUGCCUCUCAACCAAUCAUGGGUCAUCAAUAUUUGGUACUGCAGGACAAGAGCUUAGGCAAUAUGCACCUCCACCUCAACCAGCAAUGUCUGCCACUGCACUAUUACAAAAAGCUGCUCAAAUGGGGGCUGCUGCUACAAAUGCAUCAUUGCUCCGUGGUCUUGGGAUUGUGUCAUCAUCAUCAUCUGCACAGCAAGACAAUAUGCUAUGGGGUCACAGGCAAGUGGAGCCUGAGAAUACCUCAGUCACUGCAGGGCUGGGACUUGGUUUGCAUUGUGAUGGAGGUUCUGGAUUAAAGGAAUUGAUGAUGGGAACUCCUUCUGUGUUUGGUCCUAAGCAAACUACCCUUGAUUUUCUUGGAUUGGGGAUGGCUGCUGGUGGAAGCCCUGGCAGUGGGCUGUCAGCUCUAAUUACAUCUAUUGGUAGUGGUUUAGAUGUGGCUGCUGCAGCGGCUUCCUUUGGAGGUGGGGAAUUCACUGGCAAAGACAUGAGAAGGAGCUCUUGACCUGGUCUAAGAAAGAACUAUUACUUCCCAAUUUUGACUUGGGGAAUUAAGGUGUACAUUGUACAGGGUAUCUGAUUCAGUGCAAUUUAUUUUGCUGAAGAAACAAGGAUAAAGAUAAAAUUUUGCAUAAAGAACUUCCCUUAUGGAGGUAAGCACCAGUUCAUCAUGGACUAUUGGUCAUUUUAAAUUGUUGUGCUGCCUUGAUGAUGCAGAGUUGUUGAUAAGACAAAAUGCGAACUCCUUUUCUUUCCUCAUCUACGUAUUUGGGGCUUAAGUUUUUCAGUAUACUUGCACUGAAUGUUAAGGUCACCUGAGCUAAUGAAUUUACAUCAAGUUGCUUCUUCAUUGAUUGACUUGGUCAGCCACGCAAUUAUCUGCUGUUCUCUGCAAUCAUUGGGAUAAAUUUAUGGGAAAACAGAUGAUACUUCAUAAUUUGAGUAGCCAGCUCUAGAUCUGAAAGGAUAAACAGUAAAAAAUUUGUAGCUGUUAAGUGGAAAUCAGACAUGGACUGGGCAUCUUGCUGCUGAUGGUUGCAUUUAGUUGAUCUUGUAAUUGUUUAUAUUUAGAUUUUGCUUCUGCAAUUCUGUUCUCAUAAAUGAAUCUAAAGUUACUGUAAGAUUUUGUACUUUUCUAGAGUCAAUUUUCAAGUCUAAUGGUUGAGAGGUGUGGUUUAUGAUUGUCACAUGAAUGAAUAAUUUGAGCCGAAA